AUGGAUGUUGUCUUGGCUCCUGGAAGUAUUGCUAUAUUAGAUAGAGGACGACUUGUUGCUCAAUGCGUUUUUACAACAAUGUUACCAAACGAUGAUCAAUUAAUUCAUUAUGGCUUUGAUUCCACUAUAUCUAUUUGUACUAUUCCAUUACCACUUCAAGUUCAUAAUGAUAGUAUUGAUAUUAUUUAUCCAGAAAUUGGUAAACUUAAUACAAAUACUGCUCCAAUUGGCAUUGGUCUUCAACAACUUUAUAUUAAACGUACCCGUCAUAUAAUUAAAAAUACCUUUUUAGAUCGGUCUAUAUCAAAAUUUUAUAUUGAUCAUAUAGUUGAUUCUUCUUUAGGUGGUUAUGUUGUUACUACACAGAAUAGAUGUAUCAAAUCAGUAAAAGAUUGUAGUCGUUUUGAACUAAAAUUUGAACCCCAACAAGAUAUUGAAUUUAUUGUUGAUGAACAAGCAAGACAUAGUAAAAAAAUAUUUGUAUUAACUGCACUUGAAUUAUUCGUAGAAAAACAAGUACCUGAUCUCGUUCAAGCAAAAAUAAUAGAAAAUAGAACGAUUGAAUUCUGUCAAACAGAUAUUAAAUCGAUAUUGGAAAAUCAAGAAUGUAUUCGACAAAAUAUUGAAGCAUUAGAAAAAGUUGAUCAGUCAGAUAUCAUGAUACGAUAUUUAAAAGAUUUGAAUCCUGAAGACGAUAAUUUACAAGAAGUACGACGUCAAAAAAAAAGCAAUGCAAGAUCAGCAUAA
This is a messenger RNA of Rotaria sp. Silwood1, 747 nucleotides long. The record is from the annotation of a GenBank genome assembly. Lineage: Eukaryota; Metazoa; Rotifera; Eurotatoria; Philodinida; Philodinidae.